CGCGGGUCGCGGGGAUCAGCGGAGAGAAGGGGUUGGGGGGGGGGGGGGGAGAGGAAAAAAAAAAAACCAGGGGAGAAGGGAAAAAAAAAAAAAAAAGCCCCUGCGCAUUGAUCCGCGCCGUAUUUUUGGGUAAAUACGAUCACGUGGGGGCCGGAGAACCAAUGAGCUGCCGGGAAAAGGCUGGAAAAAUAAUUACCUGCCUUGAUUGUUCUGUGAGCAGAUAAAAAGUACAUAUACAGUUCAUACAAUAAUCUUAUGUAUGUAAAACCCCGUUACGAUGUCGGCGACGGGGCCCAUCAGUAACUAUUACGUGGACUCGCUCAUCUCCCACGACAAUGAAGACCUCCUAGCGUCCAGGUUUCCGGCCACGGGGGCUCACCCCGCCGCCGCCAGACCCAGCGGCUUGGUGCCGGACUGUAGCGAUUUUCCGUCCUGUAGCUUCGCGCCCAAGCCGGCAGUGUUCAGCACGUCGUGGGCGCCCGUGCCCUCGCAGUCGUCCGUGGUCUAUCACCCGUACGGCCCCCAGCCCCACCUCGGCGCCGACACGCGCUACAUGCGGACUUGGCUCGAGCCGCUGUCCGGCGCCGUCUCCUUCCCUAGCUUCCCGGCCGGGGGUCGUCACUACGCCCUCAAACCGGACGCCUAUCCCGGGCGCCGCACCGACUGCGGCCCGGGCGACGGCCGCAGUUACCCGGACUACAUGUAUGGCUCGCCCGGGGAGCUGCGCGACCGCGCCCCGCAGACACUGCCCUCGCCCGAGGCGGACGCCCUCGCCGGCAGCAAGCACAAAGAGGAGAAGGCCGACCUGGACCCCAGCAACCCUGUGGCCAACUGGAUCCACGCCCGCUCCACGAGGAAGAAGCGCUGCCCCUACACCAAGUACCAGACGCUGGAACUGGAGAAGGAGUUUCUCUUCAAUAUGUACUUAACCAGGGACCGUCGGUAUGAGGUGGCCCGGGUUCUCAAUCUCACCGAGCGGCAGGUCAAAAUCUGGUUUCAGAACCGGAGGAUGAAGAUGAAAAAGAUGAAUAAAGAGAAAACCGACAAGGAGCAAUCCUAAACCCUACCCUAGCCUGCUGCCUCGGCACAGCCAAGAGAAAAAAAAAAACCCACAAAAAUAUCCCAACCCAGGCGGGGCGAAAGCACGAAAAGAAAAGGAAAGAGCAAGAUAGAGAAAAAGGCCAAUCAGCUUAACAAGGAAAAAAAAGAAAGGGGAAAAGGAAAACUCUUGCAUUUUGGGAGGGUUAAGUGUUGAGAAAUUGAUGUUUUUAGAGUUAGUUCUAUCCAGCGAGGAGAGAAGGAAAGAGAGAAACCACGUUCUCUUUCCCCAGCGCAACUGAAAUAAAUGACACACACAAAUGUGA
Messenger RNA from Perognathus longimembris pacificus (Pacific pocket mouse), 1364 nucleotides. It is a transcript of the gene Hoxc9, whose product is annotated as homeobox C9. Gene Ontology annotation, biological process: DNA-templated transcription; anterior/posterior pattern specification; proximal/distal pattern formation. Lineage: Eukaryota; Metazoa; Chordata; Mammalia; Rodentia; Heteromyidae. The record is from RefSeq and is a predicted model, not a curated record. The transcript is spliced from 2 exons. Bases 278 to 1060 code for a protein of 260 amino acids. Gene Ontology annotation, cellular component: nucleus. Gene Ontology annotation, molecular function: DNA-binding transcription factor activity, RNA polymerase II-specific; RNA polymerase II cis-regulatory region sequence-specific DNA binding.